AUGGCGUCCCACGAGAAAUCCGAUCCCGUCAAGAGCCUUCGGGACCUUGCAGCAUCAAAGACAGUGGAGGAGCUGGUCAAAUUCGACAACCCGACCAUGGAAUUGUUUCAGCUGGACGAACACGUGCAAAAACUCAUCUUCACCCGAUUCCUCAGCAAGUACGCCCUCCUCGAAAAGGAAAACAAGCAGCUCCGUGUCAACGCACGGCUGACACCGUACAUCGAUUGGCAAUUGUACACCCAAUCCCACGGCAUCAUCCCCGACCCGGAGGAGAUGAUCGAUCCGCAGAGCCACGAGUUAGAGACGAACGGCUUUGUCCUGAGUGCCAAGUUCGCCGAGCAAUGGCGCCAUGCUACAGAAGCGGAACGGAAUGGAUCGCCGGAAGAGACGCGCGAGCACGGCCUGUGCCCGGCCGUCUUCGAACCCUUAGACCUCUGGAGCCACGGAGUCGGAGGUGAGCUCGCGAUAUGCGGGUUUUCAUCCGUCGAGAGUAAUGAGUAUAUGGAGGAAGUGACUCCUUGUGGCCAAGGCUACUCAACCUUCGAACAUAAGCCUCUCAGCAGGAGAAUCUCAUCCCAGUUGCUCUACUACCGCUUGACGGUGAUGUUCGGCAUGCCUCCACCACAACCGAUGGGUGAGUGGUUGUUCCCCUGGCAGGUUAUGCUCCAGCAUAGAGAUGGAAAGAGUCUGCUGGAUUUGAACGACUCGGACGGUCAAUCGUUUGAAUCGUUUUCGGGCACCAAGGAGGCAAAGGAAGAUGCUGUGGAGUUGCUUAGAUUCUUGACCAGUUUGAAAUGCCCGCAUCCAGAUGGACUGGUCGCUGGGACUUCCUGA
Messenger RNA from Cladophialophora yegresii CBS 114405, 834 nucleotides. RefSeq lists its product as uncharacterized. The transcript has a single exon. The record is from RefSeq and is a predicted model, not a curated record. Lineage: Eukaryota; Fungi; Ascomycota; Eurotiomycetes; Chaetothyriales; Herpotrichiellaceae. The coding region runs from base 1 to 834 and encodes 277 amino acids.